This is a messenger RNA of Raphanus sativus (radish), 1420 nucleotides long. Its product is annotated as vacuolar cation/proton exchanger 5-like. The coding region runs from base 141 to 893 and encodes 250 amino acids. Lineage: Eukaryota; Viridiplantae; Streptophyta; Magnoliopsida; Brassicales; Brassicaceae. The record is from RefSeq and is a predicted model, not a curated record. The transcript is spliced from 7 exons. Gene Ontology annotation, molecular function: calcium:proton antiporter activity. Gene Ontology annotation, cellular component: plant-type vacuole membrane. Gene Ontology annotation, biological process: intracellular calcium ion homeostasis; calcium ion transmembrane transport.
CAGGAAUACACAUUGAGCUUCUAGAGUUGUUUCAACAGUUUUUGAAUGUUUUCUGAAUAAGUGGAAUCGACAAAAGCAGCAUGGGACCGAAAUAUGCAAAACCCUAAGCUGUGUAAGAGAAGUCCAGAGUGUCAAGAAAGAUGGAGUUCGAUGAUGAAGCUGAGCACAGAAGACUUUUCAGAGUAGAGACAAAUUCCCCACAAAUGAAGGCAGUUUUCUCGUUGGAGCAAGGAGGAUCUCUUUCAGCCAAAACACCAAAGAACACCGUGAUCCAGAGCUUCAAGAUCGUGAUUUUGUCCAAUAAACUCAAUCUUUUGUUGCCGUUCGGUCCAAUAGCGAUACUAGUCCACUAUUUGACAGAUAACAAGGGAUGGUUUUUCUUACUGAGCUUAUUAGGAAUUACACCAUUGGCAGAACGGCUCGGGUACGCUACAGAGCAAUUGGCUUGUUACACAGGUCCAACUGUUGGAGGCCUCCUAAACGCUACAUUUGGAAACGUGACAGAGCUGAUUAUAUCCAUUAUUGCUCUUAAAAAUGGAAUGAUACGCGUUGUACAACUGACGCUGCUCGGCUCCAUUCUGUCCAACAUGUUGCUUGUACUUGGCUGCUCCUUUUUCUGUGGCGGCUUUGUAUUCUCUCGGAAACAGCAAGUGUUUGACAAAGGGAAUGCGGUUUUGAAUUCAGGAAUGCUUUUGAUUGCAGUGAUGAGUCUACUCUUCCCUACACUUCUUUAUUACACGCAUAGUGAGGUUCGUGCUGGUUCAUCAGAGCUGGCUCUUUCGAGAUCAACCAGUUGCAUAAUGCUCGUUGCCUAUGCUGCUUAUCUCUUUUUCCAGUUGAAAAGCCAGCCAAGUUUUCUUACUGAGUCGCCGGAGACGAGCUCGUUCUGGUGAGAAGAGGUCGUCUCGGACUUUUAGAGGUGGCGUUUUCCGGUGGUCGUCGGAGACGAGCUCGCUCAGGUGGAGAGGUAGCUGUCUCUGACUUCUGGUGGUCUAUGAUCUUUUCAGUCUGUCUUUUCUGUGGCUCUGACAUCUCCUUUUUAUAGUGAAAGUACUGUUUUGUCUGCUUGUGGAAUCACCCAUUUGUUAAUGGGCCGAGCCUAAUUUUGGGUCUAGCAUGGUAAUGGGCUUUGUGCUAGAUCCAUAUCCAACAAUUGUCCCCCCCUCAGUUCGCCAGGUGUCGAGCUCUGGUGAAUUUAAAUAUUUCUGAGAUAAAAUCAGGUUGGUUUAUUAAAAAAAAAAUGUGAUAGGGACAUGUGGCUUUUUUCUUAUGUUGGGGAUAAGGGGUUUUUAGGUUUGGUCUCAUUUUCUCCAACAAGAGGUUGUCUUUUUCUCUCUCUCUCUUCUCUCGUUUUAAUUUCUUUCUUUUAUUGUGUGUGUGUUUUUUUUUUUUUUUUAUUAUUAUUAUAAAAGGAUAAGAU